AUGACAACUAAAAAGAAAAUCUCUUAGUAUAAGCCUUGUUACACGGGUACAAACAAUACACUUUUGAUUAGUUUCUAGAAAAGCAACAAUGGGCAUAGAUUUAUGUAUCAUCGUAUAAAUAAAAUUAGAAAACAUGAAGAGCCAUAAUCUUAAGAAGGGAUCAGUUUUGAAUUUUUAUAGACUAAAUUGAGUUGGAGUAUAUAAUGA
Molecule: messenger RNA, 207 nt
Organism: Paramecium octaurelia
Lineage: Eukaryota; Ciliophora; Oligohymenophorea; Peniculida; Parameciidae
Source: the annotation of a GenBank genome assembly